GCUUUGCACACUCUUGCCUUGAUGACAGCUUUGCACACUCUUGCCCUGAUGACAGCUUUGCACACUCUUGCCUUGAUGACAGCUUUGCACACUCUUGCCUUGAUGACAGCUUUGCACACUCUUGCCCUGAUGACAGCUUUGCACACUCUUGCCCUGAUGACAGCUUUGCACACUCUUGCCUUGAUGACAGCUUUGCACACUCUUGCCUUGAUGACAGCUUUGCACACUCUUGCCUUGAUGACAGCUUUGCACACUCUUGCCUUGAUGACAGCUUUGCACACUCUUGCCUUGAUGACAGCUUUGCACACUCUUGCCCUUGAUGACAGCUUUGCACACUCUUGCCCUGAUGACAGCUUUGCACACUCUUGCCCUGAUGACAGCUUUGCACACUCUUGCCUUGAUGACAGCUUUGCACACUCUUGCCUUGAUGACAGCUUUGCACACUCUUGCCCUGAUGACAGCUUUGCACACUCUUGCCCUGAUGACAGCUUUGCACACUCUUGCCCUGAUGACAGCUUUGCACACUCUUGCCCUGAUGACAGCUUUGCACACUCUUGGCAUUCUCUCUUUUGAUAUAUUUACCUUUUUUUUGAUUCCAUAUGUGUCAUUUCAUAGUUUUGAUGUCUUCACUAUUAUUCUACAAUGUAGAAAAUAGUACAAAUAAAGAAAACCCCUUGAAUGAGGAGGAGAGUGACAAGAACCGUGUUAGUUAACCGGCGGGCCACAAACAGACAAAUAACGGAGCAGAACGGCAUCUCAGAACGCACAACUCAUGGAUCCUUGUCAUUGAUUGGCUAUUGCAGCAGACGACCACACCGGGUUCCACUCCUAUCAGCUAAAACCAAGAAGAAGAGGCUCCAGUGGGAAACGCCGUCACCAACACUGGAUGAGAGGAGUGGAAAAGCAUCACCUGGAACAGCGAGUUCAGUUUAUUUCAGUGGCCUGUCAGUGAUGUCAGUGUUUCCUGUGUCGGACGCUCCUGGGCUUCUGUGUGUGACUCUGGGCCAGCUGGAAAUCAGAGAGGCCAGGGUCCUGUGCUGCUCCAGUCUGUCCCAGGCGGUGCUGUGUGAGGGGGAGAUCCACAUGGUGGUGGGCAUGUCCAACCGAAGGCUGGUUAGCUCCUCCUACUCUGUCGCCACAACCCCGCUGCAGGUCUACACACUGACACAGGAUGGCAGGCUGCAGGCCUGCCUGUCUUUGGUCUGUCCUUCUGAGCGCGUGCAGACCGUGGCGGCGGUGGAGGGACAGACUGACGCUCUGAUUGGCUCAACCCACGGAGGACAUGUUGUUCUGUGGAACGUGGCGACGGGGCAGCUGCUGCGGAGCAUCGAUCUGGGAGAUGGUUUCACGGAUACGACCUGCCUCCGAGGAUACUCCCUCUGCGGGGUGCUGUUUGUCCUGUUGCAACACCCGUCCCUGUGUGCUGUGGAGGAGGAAGAGGGAGGGGCUCUGUUCUCGCUGGUCGCCACCAACCCUCUGACUGGCACCGUCGCCCUGGCAACCAGACUAGGCCUCCCCAAAGCCUGCACCGGGAGGCUGGUGGAGGUUGAUGUCCAUGGAUCCAGUGUGGUUGGGGUUUUCCGGUCCGGCUCCGUGUGUGUGUGGCAGCUUGGGGGGCGUCAGGGCCAGCAGGGGGUCUGGUUCCCAGAGCUGGGGUGUCAGCUCGCCCGUUGGGGGGCGCAGGGAACUGUCCUGACGGCACACCUCAAUGGAGACGUCUGCUUACACCGCUACAGACCACUCUGAACAACUACAGACCACUAUAGACCACUAUGAACAACUACAGACCGCUACAGACCACUCUGAACAACUACAGACCACUAUAGACUACUCUGAACAACUAGAGACCACUCUGAACAACUAGAGACCACUCUGAACAACUAGAGACCACUCUGAACAACUAGAGACCACUCUGAACAACUAGAGACCACUCUGAACAACUAGAGACCACUCUGAACAACUACAGACCACUUUAGAUGACUCUGAACAACUACAGACCACUCUGAACUACUGUUAUAUAUGCCAGAGAGGCAUGUUUGUUCUACCAAACACAUUUCUAUGUGAAGGUUGUCCAACUUGUCCUGCUGAACACAGCCCAGAAGGGUCUGCUACAUAGCAGGAACAAUGAGUUAGCGCUCUAACUUUGAUAAGCAACCAGAAAUAACUAUUGAUGUUCUGGUUCAUUCAGAAAGCUAAACUUAGAUAUGUGUUUUUGGUUGUUUUAUUAUGCCAUGCACUUUAUAUAUUUCUAUAAAACAAGUUAUUUCUGAAUAUUUAGGCAAGUUAGCUGGGUAACACAUUGAUCUUGCUUUGUUGUAAACACCUGCAAUCGUGACUUCUGGUGCUGAAUCACAUUUUUGAUUCUGAUUCUUCUGAAUCACUUUCUACCACAUCCAAAUGACAUGGUUCAACUGUCUGGUUCCUGAGUCUGUUCCAUAUGUACCUACAUAUAAAUGACAUGGUUCAACUGUCUGGUUCCUGAGUCUGUUCCAUAUGUACCUACAUAUAAAUGACAUGGUUCAACUGUCUGGUUCCUGAGUCUGUUCCAUAUGUACCUACAUAUAAAUGACGUGGUUCAACUGUCUGGUUCCUGAGUCUGUUCCAUAUGUACCUACAUAUAAAUGACAUGGUUCAACUGUCUGGUUCCUGAGUCUGUUCCAUAUGUACCUACAUAUAAAUGACAUGGUUCAACUGUCUGGUUCCUGAGUCUGUUCCAUAUGUACCUACAUAUAAAUGACGUGGUUCAACUGUCUGGUUCCUGAGUCUGUUCCAUAUGUACCUACAUAUAAAUGACAUGGUUCAACUGUCUGGUUCCUGAGUCUGUUCCAUAUGUACCUACAUAUAAAUGACGUGGUUCAACUGUCUGUUCCAUAUGUACCUACAUAUAAAUGACAUGGUUCAACUGGUUCCUGAGUCUGUUCCAUAUGUACCUACAUAUAAAUGACAUGGUUCAAC
Oncorhynchus keta (chum salmon) is the source of this 2955-nucleotide messenger RNA. Its product is annotated as partner and localizer of BRCA2-like. The coding region runs from base 679 to 1746 and encodes 355 amino acids. The record is from RefSeq and is a predicted model, not a curated record. Gene Ontology annotation, cellular component: nucleoplasm. Gene Ontology annotation, biological process: double-strand break repair via homologous recombination; DNA integration; DNA transposition. The transcript is spliced from 8 exons. Gene Ontology annotation, molecular function: protein binding; DNA binding. NCBI's taxonomy places the organism in Eukaryota, Metazoa, Chordata, Actinopteri, Salmoniformes, Salmonidae.